Molecule: messenger RNA, 6196 nt
Organism: Cydia strobilella
Lineage: Eukaryota; Metazoa; Arthropoda; Insecta; Lepidoptera; Tortricidae
Product: myelin transcription factor 1-like protein
Exons: 20
Coding region: 1243-4944 (1233 amino acids)
Biological process (GO): regulation of transcription by RNA polymerase II
Cellular component (GO): nucleus
Molecular function (GO): RNA polymerase II cis-regulatory region sequence-specific DNA binding; zinc ion binding; DNA-binding transcription factor activity, RNA polymerase II-specific
Source: RefSeq, a predicted model, not a curated record
ACGCACACCCGCCCUAACUUAUUAAAGUACUCUUAAUUCGACUCGUUCCAGCCGAUAACAAUGCAGCAAAGUUAUGCACGGCAGUUAGCGCGGGGAGGGGCGCCGCCAAUCUUCCGCACGUUGCAGUACAAAACCGAACUUCUUUGUAAGAACACCUCGCAAAACUUUGUCCCAAGUAAACUCGUGGAAACGCCGAAGUCCGCCGCCGGCCGGGCCCGCCGCUGCCCGCCUCGCUUGCCGCUCCGCGAUACCCCCCGACCCCGCCCCGCCGCGAUCGACAACGAUCCGCCUCCGACAAACAAACGGACAAGUUUUAAUGUUUUGCUCACAAAGUGUAUGAUUAAACGCGGAGAGCGGCGGAGAGAGCCGGCCGUAAGUUAUUGAUUUUCCCCGACCGAACCCCUGUCGACUACGCGGCUCGCCGUCCGGUGAGCGAGCUCUUCUCGGCGACGUCACUUGCUAACUCAUUCAAUAUCCAAGGAAAACUACUUUUAUACAUGAACAGUUUAGCAAAAUCACUUUUUAUAGGCCGUAAAAAAGUUUUAGUCGAACAUGCAGUGUGACAAAUAAGUUUUUCGGGAGGUUGUUAUGAGAAAAGUUGGGGGUUGCUGCGCAACUACACCGCGAGCCGCGCGAGUCGCGCACCCUACAACUUCACAUCGCUCUACGUUCCGAAGUUAACGCAAAGUUCCGCCAUUUUGGAACAUGCUCACAACCCACUUGUUUUAUGAAGAAACUUUUUAUUAAUUCCUGUGGGCCGCGGAGUGUCAGUAAGAUGUUUUGAGGUUAUACUGUUGGACGGAAGACGUUAUGCUGACUCGGAGCUGAUGUUUGAGGGCCCUGGGGACCGCGAGCUGGUUGACAGAGAGUGUUUGUGCCGAUUUGUGAUAUUGUUUUGAAGUGUUAUCAAGACUGACGUUUCCCGGAUGAUGCUCUUGUAAUUUGUGUUUACUUCUUCGCUUGUGAGGUGACGCUAAAGGUACUUUUUAGGAGCUCUGUCGCUUCGAACGCCUUGAUAAUGACAGGUGGACAGUGAAAAACUUUGUUUCGAUAGUUUUUCCGAAGAAUAGAAAGUUGUGAUAGUGAAAAGUUUUGAGACAAAAGUGUUUACGAGUUGGUGGUAACAUUAAAAGUGCAAUCAGUGCGCGUUGUGCCUUCGUUCCGAGUCAAACUGUCUGGAAAUCACCUGGAUAACGGACUGCAGUGAGACGACUCAUGAGAAAUAACUGAUAUAUCAUUAGAAUGUCCCGCAAGUCCCGGCAAGGGUACAGCAUCCGGCACCUUCUUCAGCUGCCGAAUGCGCCCCGCAGCCCGCCCGCCGCACCUCACCCCCCUGCGCCCUGUAUAAAGGCAUCCCUCCGGCACCGAAUGCCUUCACCGUCCGACCAAGAUGCACGUGACUGCGAUGAAGAAGAGGCUAACAAGAAACUGGAGGAUGGGAUAGUACACAAACGCUUUAGACCAUCCACUUCACAAAAGACGGCGCCGCUGAGCGCGCAGUCGUCGCUCGCGCAGAUCAACAAGAGGAGGCUGGAGUUCGGGGUGGAUGUAGAGUCGUUUAGGGUGGCCGACCGGAGAGUGGAGCGUAACAGUAGUGAGGGCUCGAUGGACGAGGAGGAAGUGGCCGGCAAACGUAGGCGACGUCUCUUAGACGACGAACGCCGGGAAGAAGACCUCCGACGCCGAACCCUUCCGUACCGACCCGGCCCUGCGCGAAACGACGACGACGAAACAAUACUGAGAGAAACGCAAGCGGCCCUAAAAACACUGUCCGGCAGCUGGUCCAGAGAACAACCCCAAAACUACAGCGGCGACGAAAACGACGACGCUAACGGCUUCGAAAACCUCUUCGAAGAAAAACAAUCCCAUAAAAUGCUUCCGUCUUCCCCCUCCCCGUCUUCCGACAGCGCAGAUGACUCGCAAAAGAGCUUCUCGCAGCACCACAGAAAAGAAGAACAAAGUAGAAACGGUUCCAUUGAAAAUGAAGUACAAAUAAAGAAAGUCGCACGUUUAGACCGCGACAAAAGUGACGAUGAGUAUGAAAAACACGGAAAAUAUUCCAAUCACUACGAUGCGCCAAAUUUUGAUGAGCUAGUGGAUUCGUCUUCCAAUGAACUUGAGAUAGAUAUGUCUGACCGGAAUGACGACAAAUAUGAUGACAGAGAAACUAAGCCGAAGCGUAAAAGUGAGACGAUGUCGGUCAAUAAGCAGUCUUUAUACAACGCUUACAAAGCUGCGACAGCAGCGUUGCCGUAUUCGACGCAGUCCGCGUUCAAGCCACCCGCAGAGGUGAAGCAUCGGCUACACGGAGCGACAUUUCCCAGCGAGCCCUUCGGAGGUUAUUCUAACGAGCAUGAUAAGAGCUCCGUGGGGAAGGCCUCCAAGCAGUACACAGUGUUGCAACCUGCGGGCGCGGGGUCCCGUGCAGCAACAGCUCUACAAGAGGCACGGACGGUUCCCUCUGCCACACCGACGCGCGACUCCAGGCCGCUCGCCGCGCUCUCCCCGCCGGUCAACAGAGAAGGCAACAAGUGUCCCACACCCGGCUGCAAUGGGCAGGGCCACGUCACCGGUCUCUACACACACCACAGGAGUCUGUCAGGAUGUCCAAGAAAGGAUAAAGUUACACCGGAGAUAUUGGCGUUGCACGAGACGAUAUUGAAGUGCCCCACGCCGGGGUGCAACGGGCGCGGCCACGUCAGCUCGAACCGGAGUACUCACCGCUCGCUGUCAGGCUGUCCAACCGCUGCUGCAAGGAAGGCCGCUGCGAGAUCCCAGCGCGCUAGACUCACUGGUCUCCCCGCAGUGCCAGCGCCAGCACCAAUAACGAUUACCAUAGAGAGCACGCCGACCCGGGAGCGCUCGGAAGCGGCGUCGCCGCGCAGCCCCGCCGUGAAGCGCGAGCCCGAGCUGAUCGUGCCCAAGCGCGAGGCCGCCGAGCCCGAGCGCGACUCCCCCGGCAUGGAGACGCGCCACGCCGGGUACGGCGCGCCGCCUGACCAGAGGUCGCCGUAUGAGCGGCCGCCGGACGACCACGUCCGGUCCUAUAGCCAAAUGAACGAAGCGCGGUACGGUUACGAAUCGCGGUGUUACGAUGGAGUCCCCGCGUUCGAGCGGUACGACCCCGCGCAGUGUCCCCAACGGCCCUACGGCUGGGAGGAGGAACGCUACCACGACCCCCACCUCCCCACACCCAUGAAGACUGACCAGUCCGAGCAGGAAACCAACUCCGGACCCAUCUACCCCAGACCAAUGUACCACUACGAAGCGAGUAGCGGAGUGGGGGGCGUCGGGGCGGUCGCGAUGGGGCCGGGAGUGCCGCCGGGCUUCUCGGCGAUCAACCUGUCGGUGAAGAUCGCGGCGGCGCAAGCUCAGCGGCCGCGCAGUCCAAGCCAGCGCGACCCGCGAGAUCCUCGACCGGCCAUAGAUCUUUCUACGUCUAGCGGUAGUCCACAGGGUCCGUACGCGUCGCCCGUGUACACGAGCGCAGGCGGCGCCCGCGGCAGCCCGCAGCCGGGCGCCUCGCCGCAGCUGACCGCGAGCCCCCAGGUCCCGAGCCCCCAGGGGCAAACCCUCGACCUUAGUGUGUCACGUUUACCACAUAGUCGCAGCUUCCCCGGUGGCGUGUCGUACAGCAGGGAAUCCACGCCCGACAGCGGAGGCAGCCAUCCGUAUCUAGAAGCCUACCAUAGAGACGCAGCCGGUUACGGCGGCGUCAGUCCCCACCCAGUGGCCGGCUACGGCCUCGGGCAGCCCGACUACGCGGCGGCGGCGGCGGCGGCCGGCUACGGCGGCUACCAGUACCAGUGCGGCGCGUACCCCCCGCCGCCCGCGUACCCGCCGCACGCGCCGCCCUACUCGCCGCCCUGCUACAUGCCCCCGCCGCACGCGCCGCACGAUAAGCCUAAGGAUAGCAGUCUUUAUAUGUGCAGCCUAUCGGGGUGUCCGCGCGCCGACCGCUCCCAGCUGCAACCUCACUCGCAGGAGCUCAAAUGUCCCACGCCCGGCUGCGAUGGCUCCGGUCACGUCACCGGGAACUACUCGUCACACCGCUCGCUGUCGGGCUGCCCGAGGGCCAACAAGCCCAAGAGCAAGCCCAGGGACGGACAGGACUCCGAACCACUCAGAUGCCCUAUACCGGGCUGUGAUGGAUCUGGACACGCUACAGGGAAAUUCUUAUCGCAUCGAAGUGCGUCGGGCUGCCCGAUCGCGAACCGCAACAAGAUGCGAGUGCUAGAAAGCGGAGGAACCGUAGAACAACACAAAGCGGCCGUGGCGGCCGCGGCAUCGGCCAUCAAGUUCGAUGGCGUCAACUGCCCGACUCCCGGUUGCGACGGAUCGGGGCAUAUCAACGGGUCGUUUUUGACGCAUCGCUCGCUGUCGGGGUGCCCUGUCGCGGGCGCCGUUACCCCUACACCACAACCAAAGAAACCAAAGUACCCUGAUGACAUCACGCCGCUGUAUCCAAAACCAUAUUCAGGAAUGGAGAUGAACAUGCAGACGGGGAACGGUGAGGAUCUGAUGACCCUUGAGCAAGAGAUUACGGAACUGCAGCGAGAGAAUGCGCGAGUAGAGUCGCAGAUGAUGCGUCUCAAGUCUGAUAUUAACGCUAUGGAGACACAUCUCAGCCACGGAGAACGGGAGAGCCAGUUGAUAUCACAACGGAACAAUAACCUCACAGACUACUACGAGAGUCUGCGCAACAACGUGAUCACGCUGCUGGGGCACGUGAAGCUGCCGGGCGGCGAGGCGGCGCCGGCGGCGGCGACGGGCGGGCCGCCGCCGCCGCCCGACAAGCCCGCACACGACAACUUCGACUCCUACCUCACCAAACUGCAGACUCUCUGCUCGCCCGACGGCUACUGCCCCGACGAGAACCGCCCUAUCUACGAGACCGUCAAAAAUGCGCUUCAGGACUUCACCGUGCUCCCGACGCCCAUUUAAGGUUCACAGAGCGCCGCCGACUCCGAGCGCCAGUGAGCCAGCGAGCGCUUAAUACGACUGAACUGACUUAGUGCAAUUGAACUAAUGUGCGAUUAAUGUUGUGAUCGGAGCUACGCGCCAAAGAUCGACAGUGUUCGAAUUAAAUCGCUAGAUUAAGUGACGAUUCGUGACCGAAUUGAACUGUGUACAGUGUCGCUCACGCGAGGAAUUUCUCGGAUGUGUUCCGCUUAGGUAACUACGAUGUCUGUUCGUUUUGUAAACCGUUGUAUACGAUACGAUGACUUCUCGGUGACUUCAUCUCGAAGAUUCGCUCUAACUUAAUGAUAAGAUGGACUUAAACAUAAGCUUACAUACAUAAAUGAAUUUUAACCACCGUUACUCGUAUAUGCGUAAAAUUAAUGUAAUUGUUAGGGAAGAAAUUUAUACUAUUGUAUGUAAGCGAUUUUAGCCCCACAAACACAUAACGAUUUCAAUAAUGUAAAUAUUGUACUUUCAACAAAGAUUGAUUCGUCUAUGGAUACAGGCUGCCGUCAGCAGCCAGGGUUUAGUGAAAAUUAUAAAUAAGCAGACUCAGAUUUUUAUCAUAAACCUAGUAGGUGGUAAGGACAAGUGUUAAUAUUUGUUUAAGUUCUCACCCUGGGAUGUGCCAAAUGCUUCAGCCGCGGAGCGCCCGCCCGGAAACCUAUCGAACGAAAUAAUUAUUCCUUUAAGGACCUUCUAGUCACUUUUUGUAAAUAACAUUGUGAAUAUGUAGUUGUUACGUCGCCAGACGUUUACACUAGGACGUAAGAUCUCAUUAGAUCAGGUAAGUUAAUUCAGUCAUUAAUUGAUAAUUUUAGGACUAAAUUAAUACUUUCUUUGUUAGCCAAUGUUCACUUCACUGUGAUUAUGUUACGUGUUACGACUUAUUUGUUGUUAUCGACCUUACGGAAUGUGAUAGCUUGUUCGACUCCAGUUAGUUAAUUUGCGAUGUACGUUUAUUUGUGCUUACCAUGUGUGCAAUCAUUGUUUUACAAUUGUAGGUAGGUGACGUCGUUUACACAAUUAUGUUUAUGAUGCGGAUUUCUUGUUUGUUGUUCUUUAUUUCACGCAACCACAUUGGUACACUGAAAUCGAUACUACCUACUUAUAUUCGCAUUUAAAUACUAAAACCUAUUACUAUGUUACUACUCUGAUUGUCAUAUACGUUUCUGUAAUAUAUUGAGUAUGUGUUGUUAAAGAGAAUAAAAAUAAUAAAUACCUACCAAGAUUA